AUGACCGGGUGGCUGAGAUAACGACCACAUGAAGUUCCCCACAUUACCUCACCCGAUAAGGAAACAAGCAAAGAGACACAGAGAGGCAGAGCAAGAGAGAGGGUCAAACUGGGAGGGAUGUGUAAAGAGGCAGACGAUGAUUGUGGAGUUUUCACUAGUUGUAUGAAAGUUUCAACUGAGGGCACUGGAACUUAGGAGAGGAAUUGGGAGGCACCUGAAUGGAACAGUCUUCUCAAAAAUGAUUUCAUGAGAUCACAGGAGUAUUGCUUCAUGCCAUCUUUUUUAUAUAUCUAGAUUAAACUUUAAAACUGCCUGGAUUAGACUGAAAUAUGAUUUCAGACUGUAUGUUUUGUUGUGUAUUCACCAACGUACCUUGGAGGUAACUUUCCUGACUAUCUUCAGCACUUGAAAGCAAACUGAAUGAGUUAUUACAAUUAUCAAGAAUUGAAGAGAGUCUGCUAUAGCACUUUGUCAGCAUCCAUGGCAUUGACUCCUCUGCAAGGACGCAUGUCAGUUGCCGUGAAACACCACUUGGUCUCCAGCUCCAUGGUAGAGCCACUGAGCCCGCAGCCUCCAGUAGCCAAGAGUCCAGCAACUCUGUACAAACAGAAGCAGAGUGUACGCAGUAGCCAGGAGCCUAGGAAGUGGAAGGACCAGUCUGUGUGUGGGUCCAGAACAAACUCAGAUUCUGAUUGUGGUUCUGUGGUCCAGACCAGGGCACUGAGGAGUCAGCACUCCCCUGAAAAUGCAGCUCGAGAGAGGAGUCGUGUCCGCAACUUACGACAGGCCUUCCACAGUUUGCAGGCAGCCUUGCCGUCCGUCCCACCUGAUACAAAGCUCUCUAAACUGGAUGUUCUGGUGUUGGCCACUAACUACAUAGCUUACUUAACAGAGGCCCUUGACCAGGGAGGGACUCUAGGUGAGCACACACUGCCUUCCAAGACAGCUGGAUAUCUGCAUCCUGUUAAGAAGUGGCCAAUGCGUUCCCUGCUCUACUGUGGCAGUGUGGGCGAGCUGUUAUCAGCCAAUCGGAUGCCUCCACCUGGACAAGACCAGACACAUCCUGCCUCAGAGACAGAUAAAGAGUGAUAGAAGAACGUGGUCAUGGGACCUAACUUUCACCUCCUUUGUUAUCACCAUUCUUAACCAGCCAUGGGGCUACUUUUGAGCGACACAUCAGAUUAAAGGGUGAGAAUUUUAAGGAGGGGAUUAGUAAUUUACUAAUUCCCUCCUUAAAUUUCUUUUUUUUUUCUCUUCUUUUUUUACACAACUUUUUUUGAAAGUACGACUGUUUCUGCUAUAUAUUUCCUGGUAUUUUAGUAAAGCAUAGUGUAAAAGCAAUACUUUUAGUUAAAGGAAGGCAAGCUUUUUCAUAUUGUGGAUGAUUAAUAAAAUAAAAGAAGGCCAAGCUUGUAGCAAGCACCUCAGUUUACUAUUUAAUUUCAUUCUACAAUUCAGAAGCAGGUUAUAAGUCUAAAUUAAACAGUGUUUCUAUUGCAUGUGUGCAAAAGUCUCCCACAUUGUAGUAUUAAAUUAAACAGAGUACAACAAAUACAAACUACUGUGUAUAAUAGAGUGUAUACAGGUUUACACACAGCACAGAUUGAUAUAUUUUACUCUUGCUGAAAAUGUUCUUUAAGCAAAAGACAGACUGCCAGGAACAGAUUUAACAGAAGGAAGUGAAAAGUCUCCUGCACUUGACUAAUUACACUCGAAAUCAAUACAUGCAGGAAGAGUAUGUAAUCCAUUUGCUUGUUUUAAUAACUGAACUGACUUUAUUUCUCCACAUGGUAAUUUUACAGUAAAGGUUAAGUCAUCACUGUGCUUUUUUAAUCAAAAUAAAUAUGUUUGUGCGGA
Mugil cephalus (flathead mullet) is the source of this 1857-nucleotide messenger RNA. RefSeq names its product transcription factor 24-like. The record is from RefSeq and is a predicted model, not a curated record. Bases 421 to 1089 code for a protein of 222 amino acids. Gene Ontology annotation, biological process: regulation of transcription by RNA polymerase II; developmental process. The transcript has 4 exons. NCBI's taxonomy places the organism in Eukaryota, Metazoa, Chordata, Actinopteri, Mugiliformes, Mugilidae. Gene Ontology annotation, molecular function: DNA-binding transcription factor activity, RNA polymerase II-specific; RNA polymerase II transcription regulatory region sequence-specific DNA binding; protein dimerization activity.